Mycotypha africana is the source of this 3122-nucleotide messenger RNA. RefSeq names its product P-loop containing nucleoside triphosphate hydrolase protein. Gene Ontology annotation, molecular function: ATP binding; microtubule motor activity; microtubule binding. NCBI's taxonomy places the organism in Eukaryota, Fungi, Mucoromycota, Mucoromycetes, Mucorales, Mycotyphaceae. The record is from RefSeq and is a predicted model, not a curated record. The transcript has 8 exons. The coding region runs from base 102 to 2837 and encodes 911 amino acids. Gene Ontology annotation, biological process: microtubule-based movement; mitotic spindle organization.
CUUCUAUCAGUCAACAAUUUCUUCCUCUUUUCUCUAAUUUCAGGCUCUUCCGUUAUAAGAUUAGAAGCGCAUACAGAUAAUUAAAUUGAACGUUGAAGCUAAUGUCAGUGACAGUCAGGGUGGCUUUGCGUGUGCGACCAUUGAAUGGUAGAGAGUCAAAAGAACAAGAACGUUGCAUUAUCAAGUUCAGUCAACAGCAACCUCAACAAGUUUUACUCGAACCAGAUCGUUAUUUUACGUUUGACUAUAUCUAUCCACCCGAAAUGGAACAGGCUUGUAUAUACGAUUCAUGCAUACAGCCAUUAUUUGACCAGUUUAUCUUAGGAUAUAAUGCUACUAUAUUAGCUUACGGUCAAACAGGUAGUGGAAAGACAUACAGCAUGGGCACUGCAGGAAAUGUCAGCAAUGAAAGCAAAGGAAUUAUACCACGUUUUUCUGAAAAUCUAUUCAAAUGGAUUGAAAAUCAGCAAAACAGUCAACAACAGGAACAACAACAACAACAACGUGAACAUGUAAAAUUUGAAGUGAAAUGCUCAUUUCUUGAAUUAUAUAAUGAAGAAAUAAUAGACUUGUUGAAAAACAAUAAAAAGUCAAACAUUGUAAUUCGAGAAGACAACAAUGGAAAUAUCACUUGGUCAGGGGUUUACGAGAAUUUCAUUCAAGGUUCUGAGGAAUUACUCGACUGCCUAUCAAAAGGCUCUCACUCUAGGACGACUGCUGCAACAGACAUGAAUUCAAACUCAUCAAGAUCGCAUGCCAUUUUUUCAGUCACCUUGAUGCAGCAUAUUUCAACUACACUAAAUGGCAAUUCAAUUGCCAAAAAAAUAGAGUCGAAAUUCCAUUUUGUAGACCUUGCAGGUUCGGAAAGGCUCAAAAAGACAAAUGCUAUUGGUGAAAGGGCUAAAGAGGGCAUUUCAAUCAACUCUGGACUUUUAGCUCUUGGAAAUGUUAUAUCUGCGCUUGGAGAUGAGACGCCACAACAACAUCUUCAUAUACCUUACAGAAACUCAAAGCUAACGAGACUUUUACAGGACAGUUUGGGCGGCAAUAGUCAAACACUUAUGUUAGCCUGCAUUUCACCCGCAGAAAGUAAUGCCAACGAAACAUUGAGCACUUUGAAAUACGCUAACAGAGCAAAGAAUAUUAAAAACACGGUUACCAUCAAUCAUGAACAGUCUUUGUUGGACACGUUGAAGGAAGAGAAUUCACGUUUAAAGGAAGAAUUAAGAGUGAAUGAUGCCUUCAUGAAGGAAGUCCACUUUGAAUUGGACAAUUUGAGAGCCAAAAAUCAAGAAUUACAGACACUGCUUCAACACCAAAAUGAUAUUACUGCUGCUACUACAAACGAUACAAAAGCUGAUAGCAUCCCACAACAAUUGCAUGUUACUGCGAAUUUAAACUCUUGCCAAGAAACAUGCAAUAGCGACAAUACUACAAUCAUUGAUCAUCUACCCACAAGAUCAAAUACGAGUAUUCUAGACGAACAAAGUCAAAUAACGCCUACUAUAUCAUUGAGCACAAAGAGAAAAAGAAGCAAUAGCCCCUUUACCGAUGAGUUAGGAAAACCGACAUUGCAGCUAAUGUUAGAGAAGCAGAAAGGACGUCUGAGAAAAGAAUAUGUGUUUGCUAAGAAAAUCAAGAGCGACCCAAGUGCUUUGGCAGAUCCCAACCUAUUCUUACGCGUGAUCAAUAUUCUUCAACUGAAUAUCAAAGAAAAGAAACAGCUCAUUACCUUUUUAGAGCAACAUCAAAUAGAAUCUCAACAGAAAGGCAUCCCUCAGAGAGCAGCAACAGCAGUGAUCUCAGCACAAUCUGAUGCGAUAACUGCGGACAUAAACAGCAGCAGUAGCAAGAAAAAGAGACUAUUGAAGAAUGACAAGUCAGCAAAUGUAAAUAUGACGACAAAGCAAAUGGAUUCGACAUUAACUACUACCACUCGUCACGCAGUGAAAUCAGCAACAAAUGAUUUUGAUACGUUGGCUUUACAAAACAAUGCUCUUGCAAAUCAACUGAAGCAAGUAAAUACUGCGAUUAAAAAGGUUUUGGCGAUGUCUAAUAAUCCUGCAACAUCUUUAACGCAAAUACGCUCUAUUCUGAAUAGAGUGUCAAUUGCUGCAGCAUCUGAUACGAAGGCCUGUAACUUAAGAAUAUCAGGAGCAACAACAAUGAAAAAUAUUGCUCCCAAAGUAAGUCAGGACACAGUUGCCAACAGAAAACGAUUAUAUACAGGACCUCUCAAAAAAGUGAACGUCGAGGAGAAACUCGUGGAAAUUCAAAAAAUCGUUGCUUUUGAACACUUGAAAUCACAUCCAAUAUGUGCAGAAAUGAUGAAAUCGUUGAAGAGACAGAAAAUCAAGUUAUUGCAUGAACAGAGAGAUUUGUUAAAGGAGAGAAAAGAAAUGUUGAAAGAAUUCUACAAGGACAAAUUUCAAGAAGAGCAACAAAAGCAGCAAUACAUGGAUGAGAGAAUAGAUAUUAUCACUGUACAGGUCGAUAUGAUUACGGAGCAGUUAAAUCUACUGUCAUCUCCAUCCAAUAGCGCGUGCUUUUCCGCUUUUGACAACAAGAACAAUGUUAAACUCAUUAAUAUACUCAAGCCAUUACGUGAAAGUGAUUUACGUGCGCUCAUAUUAUUGAUAAUACAGCGAGAUAUGGUAACCUUUAACUUGCAAUCAGCUCUGUAUCAGCAUACAUUGCAGACAUUGCAACAAUUUCAACAAGGUUUUAUUCAGCUAAGAAGGACAAGUGACAGUAUGAACAAUCAAAUUUUGAUUGAUAUGCUGAAAUCACCUGUAAGAUGUUUAUCGAAUGGCCUUGUUCUCAUUUCUGGAAAAUAGACUCUCUUAAAACCUUAAUAUUAAGCUAGAUUCAUACUCAUAUUGUCUUUUUUAAAAAUACUGCAUAUACUUUAUUCCUUUGUGAUGACUCUUCACAAGUAAUUUAUAUAAUACUGUCACUACUAUGUACUAUUGUAUUUUCGGUUUUAAUUUACACUUUUCUUGUAUACAAAAUUGGAUAUUUUGAUUGACUUAAUUCAGAAAAUUUAAGUCAUUAUUUUCGGACUACUUACUUUUUACAUUUGGACACUGGUAGUAAACAUCUGAGGCCCGCCUCUUUUUGCA